Homarus americanus (American lobster) is the source of this 2920-nucleotide messenger RNA. RefSeq lists its product as uncharacterized. The record is from RefSeq and is a predicted model, not a curated record. The coding region runs from base 83 to 493 and encodes 136 amino acids. Lineage: Eukaryota; Metazoa; Arthropoda; Malacostraca; Decapoda; Nephropidae. The transcript is spliced from 5 exons.
CACUCAGCGGUGAUCCAUCCUCACGCCGCAGCCUUCCUCCUCCUCUUCUCCGUCGCCAACCAUCACCAACACAACAUCCAAAAUGAGCCGCACCAUCUGCCCCACCCUGGUGAUGCUUGCUGCCCUCCUGGCUCUCACUGCCGCCCAGGGCUUCUACACCCAGCGUUACGGCAAACGAAGUGACACAGGCGAGGUAACAGUACGGUCAGGUUUCUACGCCAACCGCAACGGACGCUCUUCACCAUCCCAGGGUCUACCUGAAAUUAAGAUCCGCUCCUCCCGGUUUAUCGGAGGCUCCAGGUAUGGUAAGAGGUCUGGCCCCGCCCCUGCAGCAGAGCCUGAGUUCACCCCAGUCAUGAAUGGUGAAGCUGACGACAGUGACAUGCCCGCGACGCUCCUUGUGGGUGACUCCGUUAUCUGUCUCCUGGUCGACGUACCUGACAUCUACCGCUGCGUCAGCAGGAAAUCCACAACUGAUGAAGCGUCUAACUGAAGCACCGACACCCGCCUUCGUAUCUGUGAGGGAAGGGACGGGGACGCCCUAUAAGAUGUAGAGACCACACACACACACACCAGCAGCGAGAACACAAACGGUGAACAAAAGCACAGAAUAAUGACAACAUAGAAUAACAACAACAACAAAAACAACAGCCAGGGCACAGACGAACAAAAACACAGAAUAAUGACAACAACAACAGCACAGACUAACAACAACAACAACAACAAAACAGCAACACACAACAGAAGCCAUAACACAGACGAACAGAAUACAGACUAAUGACAACAACAACAGCACAGACUAACAACAAAAACAAAAACAACAUUUGGAAUAUGAAUCGACUCCCGCUAUAUUAGUCUUGAGGUCAAAUGAUUAAUUACGUCAUUUGCAUUAGUGACUCAUUAACGGACAACUCGUAAACAGAUUUUGACGUCAUUUAAGCCAAAGAGGAACUUGAUCUAAAUGGCAAAAAUCCGUCAGUAAUUAAUUAUCGUUUCACACCGAAUGAACUUUGGAAAAUGGAACUUCUCUACAACAGUGAACUAUUUUUUGGAGCUUGUGAGCAAAGGGUAAACAAAUUUGCAUCGUUCAUCUUUUUACGGAACUUCAAGGAACUUUACAGAGCCUUAAGGACUUGUGUUCCAGUAAGUUCAGUAUCCUUCCUUCCUUCCUUCCUUCCUUCUUUCCUUCCUUCCCUUAGGCUAUCUGAGCCCUUCCCAAGGUUUGUCGUUUCUCUUCUUUCAUCCUCAUCCGUUCACCAUACAUCAGACACCCUACCCAAUCUGACACCAUUGUUUACGUCCAUCUGACACCCCCACCACAGUGUUACCCCCGUCUGACAACUCCUUUCACUACCAUUUUGACACCACCACUCAACCUUCUCUGACACCCUCACCACUUACCCCCAUCUGACUCCUCUACCACUUACCCCUCUCUGACACCACCACUUACCCCCAUCUGACACUACCACCAUCACUGCAACAUGUCAACUCAGAUAAUAACUCACCAUCUAUGUGUAAACUUCAUUGAGGAAUAGACCAGUGUCAUCUCCAGAACACAUAUGUAUGCUAGUUUAGUGGUGAGUGAUGGGUGUUACAGUACUAAGGGGGGGGGGGAUGGUAGACACGUAACACAGACCCAACACGAACCAUCAGGGAGAGAGAGGUGGGAGGGAGGGAGACCGAGUUAAGGUGUCACUGUAGUGUUCGCGAGUUAGCCUGGGAGAUAUUAUACCACCCUAUAGGACGCCGCCACGACAGCAUCCUCAAGGUCUUCAAACAGACUAAGAUUCUUCCUUCGAUCUCGUAAUUCUUCUUAACCCGUCUCCAAGCAUAACACGACCAAUUGCUAUAGACGGAAUUUGUUUAAAAGCAAGAAUUACUGUAGAGGUGAAUAACUAGACGGAAUUACAUGAUCUUUAGGGGUGAUAAUUCGGUUUGGUACCCAGAGACGGUGUUACCACAAGGGACAACCUACCAAUUGUGAUACCCUGUGUUGAUUGGUGCCAGGGCUGGACCAAGUGCCAUGCUACUUCAGUGUUACCACCAUCUACCACGAUCCAACGCUGGCACUUCAACAACCCUCUCACUACUUCCAUUACUACCACCACCACUACUAUCUGUGUCAAGUUCCCUCGCUCACUCUUCCUCUCUCAUUAUCUGCUCAAGUAUCGCCUUCACACCCCCUCCACUGUGAUCAACCUAGCCGUCGUUUCCCCACACCCUUAUUCAUCAUCUCCCACCUGACCACCCACCCACCGUCUUCCUCUUCACUUCAUGACCAACUAUCUACAAUCCUCUUAUCCCAAACUAUGUUAAACCUCGCCAGUACCUCCUCCUCCAGUGUUCAUCCUUGAAAAUAAACAAAAAAUAAUACAACAACACAAGCCCAUUUAGACUCCAAAGAUAUGUAGACUCUUAUUGGUUAUGACACUGAUGUUGACAUUUGACAGUGACGUUGAAAUGACAGAUAUGGCCGGUGAUGCGACAGGUACUGACAGACUGUUUACCCCAAGAACCCUCAAAUUACUGGCUGGAAGAUCGUCCUCAAUUACUUGCCACAUGAACCUUCACAGCUGCUGGAGUAAUGUGUUCUGGUCUCUAAAUCAUCGUUUUAUGCUUGAUAAUCUAAAUAACACACGUGUUGAAUAUACAAUCAUUAUUAACUAUACAUAAUAUUUAUGUCUCAGAGAAUCUGAUUGAGUGUGUAAGUAUAAACUGUACAUUAGGAGAAGAAGUAUAAUAUGCAACGCCAUUACCUUAUCACUUUUGUGUGUUUAUUUUGGCGCCGCUGCUAGUGUAUGACACGAGGCUGGCGUGUGAUACGCCUGGCAACGCUGGGUAUGUUGAUAACCUGGCAGCUCACUGUACGACAAUACAACGUCUUUGAGGCCGCCAGUGUAUCAGAUAUUUGCAAUAAAAA